Lepisosteus oculatus (spotted gar) is the source of this 1988-nucleotide messenger RNA. Lineage: Eukaryota; Metazoa; Chordata; Actinopteri; Semionotiformes; Lepisosteidae. The record is from RefSeq and is a predicted model, not a curated record.
AUGAAAGUUGGUUCAGAAUACCAUACAUAUAUUCAGAAACUUAAAAAUGGCCUUGACCCUUCUCUUUCCCACUCCCAACAGAAACAUGGUCUGAAGGUGUACCUGAGAGAACCCCACGCCUUCACCCCCUUGCUGGAGGAGGGAGUGGGGGGGCGCCCCCCGCGAUCACUGUUGCUGGGGGGGGACAUGGCACAGAACCAGCGAGAGAUAAGCAAGUUUUCUGAAUUGGAUGCCAAGGCCUACCCUGUGUACCAAGCCCACAUGGAUAAUCUGGCGAGCGCCAUAGAACCGCUGCUGGAUGCCAUGCCUGUCAACAUUCCUGGGAUCACAAAGGGGUCACUGAAGAAGAGACUGUCAGCACUGAAGACACUGAGGCCACUGCUGCAGACUGGUCUAAAACUUGGAAAGAACAUCCCUGAAUUCUACGAACUCCUAACAGCGCCUAUAACAAAAAUCCUGGACCGCUGGUUCGAGUCGGAGCCGCUCAAAGCCACACUGGCCACGGACGCUGUGAUUGGCGCCAUGCACAGCCCCAGGGCACCCGGCAGCGGUUACGUGCUCCUGCACCACGUGAUGGGGGAGGUGGAGGGGAAAAAGGGCGCUUGGGGCUAUGUGGAGGGGGGCAUGGGGGGUGUGUCGCAGGCCAUCGCCAGUGCUGCCCGUGCCCAUGGAGCUGCCAUUUUCACUGAGCAGACUGUGGAGCAGGUUCUGGUUGGUCCCGAUGGGUCCGCAAAAGGGGUUGUUCUGAAGGACGGCACCGAGAUCCACAGCAAAGUGGUUCUGUCUAAUGCCACCCCACAUGUCACCUUCAGAGAGCUCACUCCUCAGGACUCGCUGCCAUCAGAAUUCAUUAAAGCCAUCUCUCAGAUUGACUAUGCCUCUCCUGUCACCAAGAUAAAUGUUGCUUUGGACAGUUUGCCCAAUUUCCUGGCUGCCCCCAACACACCAGACGGGAGGCCUGGCCCACACCACCAGUGUUCGAUCCACCUGAAUUGCGAGAGCAUAGAAGUGUUAGAGCAGGCAUACCUCCAGGCCACAAAGGAGCGCCCUUCCACCAGACCCAUGCUGGAGUUGUGCAUCCCGUCUGUGCUGGACCCCACUCUGGCGCCCCCUGGCUGUCACGUGGUGUCUAUCUUCAGUCAGUUCACCCCCUACUGGCUGGAGGGCAGGGCGUGGAGGCCAGAGGACCGGGAUCAAUACGCCGACGUAGUUUUUGACUGGAUUGAGCGCUAUGCCCCUGGCUUCAAGAACUCGGUAGUGGGCAAAGAGGUGCUGACCCCACCUGACCUGGAGAAGAUCUUCGGGCUGACAGGAGGGAAUAUUUUUCACGGAGCAAUGUCACUGGACCAGCUCUAUCUGGCACGGCCCUUGCCAUCCUUCUGUGACUACCGCUCACCCGUCCGAGGGCUGUAUCUGUGUGGGAGCGGAGCCCACCCAGGCGGAGGAGUGAUGGGCUCAGCAGGAUGGAACGCUGCCCUGACAGUCCUGGCUGACCUGCGGAGAGGACGAUCUUAGGCUGGGAGGGAGCUUUAGAUGUAGUCCUGUCAUGCUGCAGCACCACUGUAGAGCUCUGUCCUCUGAUGGACCAUAGAUCAGGGGUCUCCAACCCUGGUCCUGGAGUUCCAGCAGAUUUUGAAGGUCACCAUUCAAUUGCCAGUUUUUAAAUAUAAGAAAAAAAUACAUUCUGAUCAAUUACAUAUAGACAAUUUGCUCAAAUAGCUACAUUUGUUAAAUUAAGGGAUUUAGAGAUCAUUUAGGACUAAAUUCUAAGUACCCUUUAGUCAGAGGUCUCUUAAUUGAACAGAUUUUUAACAAAAUCAACUUUAUUCCACAAUGAAUAUCAGUCUUACACUGAGUAAACACUCUACAGUAACAUGAAAUGUCAAUUAAGUUAAAUAAAAAAGGUAAUCAAUCUGUUUCAAUCCUUUCGCUGUGCAAGUGGAUGCCUGGGCUGGAUUUGCACAAUUAAAGAGUCCCCCCAAGCCCUA